Molecule: messenger RNA, 1065 nt
Organism: Melanaphis sacchari
Lineage: Eukaryota; Metazoa; Arthropoda; Insecta; Hemiptera; Aphididae
Product: protein ANTAGONIST OF LIKE HETEROCHROMATIN PROTEIN 1-like
Exons: 3
Coding region: 1-1065 (354 amino acids)
Source: RefSeq, a predicted model, not a curated record
AUGAACUUAAUUCCAAAAAAAAGAAAACCUUUCAAAAGUUUAUUUUCCACGAGGAAAUCUGAAGGGUUUUUUAAAAGUUUGAUUAGUGGACAUCUUAUUAACGACGAUGAAAAAUUUCGGGAAUUUCUUCGUCUAAAUCGUGAUCAAUUCAAUUUUAUCUUAUCUUUGGUCCAAGAAGAAAUAACGAAGAAACCGACAUUACGUGUACCUGAGCCAAUAUCUCCAGAGAAAAAACUAGCACUUACUUUGAGGUACCUAGCAACAGGAGAAUCCUUCCGAUCUUUGGCAUUUGCUUUUCGUAUUUCCCACAGCUAUAUUAGCAUUAUAGUGAGAGAAACUUUAGCAGUUAUGAAACAAAAAUUAAUGCCACUAUUUUUGCCUGAUCCCAGUAAAGUUGACUUAAAGACUAAAGCAGAUGAAUUUUAUCAGAAGUGGAACUUUCCUAAUUGUGUACUGGCAAUUGACGGAAAACAUGUUAGAAUCCAAUGUCCAAGUAAUUCAGGUUCUUUGUUCUUUAAUUAUAAAGAAUAUUUUUCUAUCGUGUUGUUGGCUAUGGUGGACGCAAACUAUAAAUUUAUAGCUAUUGAUGUCGGAUCGUUUGGUAGAGAAGGAGAUAGUGGAAUUUUUUUGAAAUCAAGUAUGGGACAACAAAUAUUGAAUUGUACAUUUGGAUUCCCUGAGGAUUGUGCACUUCCUGGCACUGACAUAAAAGUUCCACACGUCAUACUUGGUGAUCAAGCUUUCAGACUGCACAAACAUAUUUUAAGACCAUUUUCACAAAAGUCAGCCAAAGGAGAUAGUAAAAAAACAAUAUUUAAUUAUCGACUCAGUCGUGCUCGACGAGUUACAGAGAAUGCUUUCGGAUUAUUAAGUAAAGUAUUCAGAACGCAUAAUUGGAAAAAAAAUGGAAAGAUAUUUUAUCAACCCGAUUCAGAAGAACCUCCUAGUGCUAACAUGACGUCUUUGGCCAGUGAAAGUGGAUUUUUAAGCACAGAAGGCAUCGCAGUGAGAGACAUUUUUAAAGACUAUUUUGUCAACGAAGAAGCUGUAUCGUGGCAAACAUAA